Ahaetulla prasina is the source of this 1767-nucleotide messenger RNA. RefSeq names its product CD209 antigen-like protein A. The record is from RefSeq and is a predicted model, not a curated record. Bases 81 to 875 code for a protein of 264 amino acids. NCBI's taxonomy places the organism in Eukaryota, Metazoa, Chordata, Lepidosauria, Squamata, Colubridae. The transcript has 8 exons.
UGCAAUAUAUUAGAGCAAUUUCUUGCAGAAACAAAAAAGUGGAAAUUUCUUGUCGCUCAUUCGGAACAAGAAGAUUAACAAUGGAGGAAGAACUUCAGACACCUAGAAGAAGAGAUCGUCAUAUUGUUCAGUUCAUGAAUAGGAAGCAUAUUCUAUUAUGGGCCACGAUAGGCAUUGCCUUUGUGCUAUUCCUAGCCCUUUUGUCCCAGAGCCUCAGAAAUGACUCAGAACUCUCCAAAGAUAUCAACAAGCAGAUCAGAAACUUAUCAUUAUUAUACUCUGGAAAAUUGGAUGAACUCAAAACAGAAAUUGCUAACGAUAUCAAACAAGUGUUUGGAGGUGUAAGCACUUUCAAAGCUGAUUUGGCAAAGAACUGCAGUUUGAGUCCUUCUGUGUUAGAAACACUGGCAGAGCUCAAAAGAGAAAAUGCUAGAAUUGCCGAAGAUGUGAUGCAGAUCCUGGGCGCAGUACGUAACGUCACGGAGGUACUCUGUAGAACCUGUCCAGCUCAUUGGCUGCACUUUCAGAACAGCUGCUACUUCUUUUCUUUUGCAAGCAAACCCUGGAAGAUAGCUCAGCAGUCUUGUGAAAAUGAAGGUGCUCACCUGGUUAUUGUGAACCAUUGGUUAGAACAGAACUUUUUGGUAAAACUUAUGCAAAAUGAGCAGGUGUUUUGGAUAGGCUUGAGUGAUGCUGACAAGGAAAACCAGUGGAUCUGGGUGGAUAAUACAACUUUAUCAUUGUCCUUUUGGGGGAAAGGCGAACCCAAUAACGCUGGAUCGGAUGAGGACUGUGCUACCCUGCGCUUCUCUGGGAAAUGGAAUGAUGUCGCCUGCUCUGUAAAUGAACACUGGAUCUGUGAAAAGAAAUGCUAGCCAUGCUCCUGUCCGCAGCAGCCCUUUGCACGCUUGAAAGAACCACUGCUAUUAUAUUAGCCUGGAGGUCUCCAGAGUCAUGUUCAUAUGACCAUUUUUAAAAAGGCUUAAAGCUGAGGACUUUGCAGCUCCUCCUCCUCCUCCUUCUCCCCCCGUAGCUUUUGUGUACUCUCAUCUUGAAUAUUGACUGCAUCUUUUGCAUUUCUCUCGAGGUUCACAAACACACUGAGUCAUAGAGAAACAACUGCACGCAAACAGGUCUUCCUUCCUUCAAAGCAAGGGAGCAACUGCUGCUUGCUUGAACUUUAUUUAAAUUGUAUCUGCGAUCAUGCUUGCUACUGUGUCCCAAGGGAAUUGAAUGCGCUGCUUGUACAUGACUGCUCUGGGGAUAUUUGCUACUUAACAUGAAAAGUUGGAAUAUGUUUUUAUGCUAUUAUGAUUUUGUUAUCUGGGGGUGGGAUGCUCAGACUUCCACAUAUAGGUGAGCAGUGUUGCUUUCAUCCUGAUGAAGUAACAGGUGGACAAAAAUAAGCUGUUGGAGGUAAAACCACAGAAAACACUUACUCCUAAAGAUUGUGUGUCUCUUCUCUCUGCUUCCCACCUCAGCCUCUGCUGCAGUUAAGUAGCAGCUUCAUUCAAGAAAAACUAUUUUUAAUCAGUAUUUAUCCACAAUAUUUGCAAAUCAAAUAUCUUGACAUUAGCUGCUGAAACUGUGCUUGUUUUCAAUUACGCUCAAUCAAGUUUCACAGGCAACUCUCCUCUGAAUUAUUUUUUGUUUUACUCAGAAAAUAUGUACAAGGGUAUAAACCAAUAAAUCAAUUAAAACAGAGAAUGCAUGUUGGUGAGCAAUCAUUAAUGAAUAAAUGACAGAUUUUAUCGCAAGAAGGAAGCA